CUUCUUUCUCUUUGGUUUUUUGCUUUUCUCUUGCUCUACAGAAAAUCUGGAGCAGCUGGGCCAUUUUAGAAUUUGGAGACCUAAAAGCGAAGGUGUGAGUUUUGGAUUACAGAUGAUGCUGAGAAGGUAGAAGAUAAGAGAGCUACAGUCUCUUGAUGGAUUUGCCAGCCCUCACGGACUGCACAGAAGAACUCAACAGAUCAACCUCAAAGUUUCUUACAACAGAGGCAUAACAGAAAACUUCUCCGAGAAAGAUUGAAUUUUUAUUUUUUUGGGUGAGAGAGAAAGCUCAAAUUUCCAAAGAGAAACAAAAUGGGUGAAAGAGAAAGCAGCUCACUAGUACCAGAAUCAGUUAUGGAUUCUGCGAAGACUACUCUGGCCAACAUAGAACAACUGCAUACUCAUUUGCUUCAGUUCCUCCCGCUUUCUGACCCUGAAGUCCUCGCCGAGAUGCCUCCUCUCCAACGGGCUCAGUCUCUCCUUUUGCUCGCCAAGGCCACUACUCUUCUUUUCUCAUUGAGAUUGAGAUGCAGUGGAAUUGACCCAAGUGAGCAUCACGUCAAGACAGAGCUUGAUAGGUUGAAUUUGUAUCAAGACAAGCUUGAACGGUCUAUAGAUUUGAGUAAAGCACCAUUGCGUCCUUCUACCACCUUAAAUUACCAGGCCGCAACCCGUUUCAUUGAGCAUUCGUUGCCUGAUCUUACCCGUGAACAGAAGAAAAAUAUGAGAGAUAUCAGCAAAGGAGAAGGAUCCAAGAUGAAGUAUUUGGAGAGGAAGAUCCAAAAGAAGAGGAAAUAUGAAUCAUCUAGCAAACAUUCAGUCCAAGUUGCUGCCUUGGAUUUUCUUGAAAAAGCAACACGUGAGCUUCUUGGCGAUAAUACAAGUGGUUUUAAGGGACCGAUACAAAAUGAUGUGUUAGAUGACGACAAUCCGCACAUGGAUUGAUUAUUUUCGCCCCAUAUUGAUCCACGGCAAGGACUGCACCGUGGAGACUGGAUCUACUGGUUCUGUCAUCUGCUUGAGCUGUACCGAUAUUGCUUUUCUUGUUUCUGUGGUACAAGUCUUCAUAGUUUCUAUUAUCAGUAGCAGUGUCUUCUUGGUGUUUGAUGAUAUGAAUAUAUUAGCACACACCAUGGAUGGAGAAUGGAGAGCUCACCGUAGUAGAUUAUUAUGGUCUUUCAUCCUCCAUUAUCACUGUGAAUUAUUUCGGAUUGAAUUAGUCUUUCAUCUGUCUCUAGCAGGAAAAUUUUAAAAAAACAAAAAGGAGAAUUAAGUUAAUUGUUUGCGUCUGUUAUGUUGUAAUCUGUUGUACAGUUGGUUGCGAAUGAUCAAAUAUUUCCUGGGAUUAUCUGUGGAUGAUUGGAUGAAAUGAUUGAAAUUGUUCGGGAUAUGCAGUUGGAUUAAAUCAAGUCACCGGUGUACUUGGCAACCAAACUGUGUAUGCUAUUUGCAGUGUGCACUGAUUUUGUAUUUCUACAGUAACCACAGCUCUAUGAGCACCAAUUGUGGAUGGUUAGCCUUUGGAAAUAGGAUCUUUGUGCCAGAUUGCAGCUUUUUGCCA
Manihot esculenta (cassava) is the source of this 1561-nucleotide messenger RNA. RefSeq names its product nuclear nucleic acid-binding protein C1D. The record is from RefSeq and is a predicted model, not a curated record. Gene Ontology annotation, cellular component: nucleolus; exosome (RNase complex). NCBI's taxonomy places the organism in Eukaryota, Viridiplantae, Streptophyta, Magnoliopsida, Malpighiales, Euphorbiaceae. Gene Ontology annotation, biological process: regulation of gene expression; maturation of 5.8S rRNA. The coding region runs from base 313 to 945 and encodes 210 amino acids. The transcript is spliced from 7 exons. Gene Ontology annotation, molecular function: DNA binding; RNA binding.